This is a messenger RNA of Podarcis muralis (Common wall lizard), 9611 nucleotides long. It is a transcript of the gene PDGFRB, whose product is annotated as platelet derived growth factor receptor beta. The record is from RefSeq and is a predicted model, not a curated record. Gene Ontology annotation, molecular function: platelet-derived growth factor binding; ATP binding; platelet-derived growth factor beta-receptor activity. Lineage: Eukaryota; Metazoa; Chordata; Lepidosauria; Squamata; Lacertidae. Gene Ontology annotation, cellular component: plasma membrane; signaling receptor complex. Gene Ontology annotation, biological process: positive regulation of kinase activity; positive regulation of smooth muscle cell migration; multicellular organism development.
CUGAAGUUCUGCUGGUGUCUGUCUCCUCGUACCCCACCUUGGGGCCGACGGAGUUGUUUGUUGUGUCUACCCCACUGAAGCGUCUUUGCGUCUUCCCUCUGUCUUUCCCAACAAGAAAGAAGAAGCAAAUCGAUUCAGCCUUAUUCCCCUGCCCUACAUCUUUCUUUGCGAGAGUGGACCAAAAAGUUUGAGCCAAGUAGAAGUUCAAGCACGCGCGCACACCAGUCGUGGCAUCUUGUUCUGAAGGAAAAUAGGAAAAAGGCUCCGGAGCUGCGAGAAAGCCGCGGAGCCUUGGAUGCUGGCGAAUGCUCUGGGGGGUAAUAAAAUGCGCUAGAGGCACCAGCAAGGCAGCCGGCGCGCUGGACAGCGGGGACACCCCACCCCCACCCUCGCCCAGUCCCGCCUCUCCGGGCUGCAGACGACUCUCCCUCCCCUCAGGCUCUGCAAAGGGCUGCGCAGCUCAGCCGAAGGAAGCUGGGGUCGCGUACUCAAAGCAACGGGGGAAACUUCAGGAGAAGGAUAAAAGAGAGAGGUGAAAGUCCCCGCAAGUUCCGGGCGCGAUCUGGCGAAAGCCGUCCUGCCCCCUCUGCGAAGUAAGUGCCGAACAAGUUGACAUCACAGAAAUAACCAGUGCCUUUCAGUUGGUCUGUUCUUUUUGAUACAAGCAAAUAAACUCUACUAGCUUGAUGACUGCCAGGGGCAUUGCUUGCUACGAAAGAAGCUCCCAUGAUGCGACUUCUGUUUUUGAAGAUGCUCCUCUUCUUGCUGUUCUUUCUCACAGGAUUGCCACAAACCAGCUCCCUGGAGAUUUCUCCUAAUGACCAAGAAGUCAUCCUCAGUCUCUACAGUGAUUUUUCUGUGAUAUGCUCAGGGCAGAACGAGAUUUAUUGGAAAAAGGACAGCAAACCCAUAUUAGACACUGGGCUGGAGAGAAGGGACAACACUUUUAUUAGCAUCCUUACACUCAGGAAUGUGACCGGCUAUGAUACGGGUGAAUAUUCCUGUCUCUACAAACAAUCCGCAGAGGAAAAAGCCAUCUACAUUUUUGUACCAGACCCCUCUUUGCCAUUUGUACCUAGCAGCCAAGAGGACACAUUUGUUUUCACCACAGGCCAUGGUGAAGACAUUAUCCCAUGCCGUGUGACAGACCCCAACACAAGAGUGACCCUUUAUGAAAAGAAGAUCGAUGACCCAAUCCCCAGCACUUAUUUUGCACAACAAGGCUUCAAGGGGUACUUUGAAGACACGUCCUACAUCUGCAGGGCAACAUUGGAUGAGCAGGAGUUUGACUCUGAAACAUUUUAUGUGUACAGCAUCCAAGUUUCCUCUUCUCCUACCUCCGUCAUCAAUGUCACUGUCAGUGCUGUGCAAACUAUUUUGAAACAAGGGGAAAAUAUCAGUGUGACUUGUGCAGUGAGAGGCAUUGAUCUGGUCAAUUAUACUUGGAGUUAUCCUGGCCAGAAGGUAGGCAAGGAGGUAAAACCAUGGACCGAUGUUGGAACAAGGGGCAGUCGCGAUACUAGUACCACCUUAACCAUCCACAAUGCAGAGCUGGAGGAUGAAGGAGAUUAUAUCUGUGAGGCCACUGACACCUAUCAUGGGCAAAAAGAAACACAAAGCAUCUUUAUCAGAGUGAUUGAGCAUGGCUUUGUGACCUUCCACACUAUUCUGAAUGACACAGUGUCUGCUGAACUGCACAAAAGCCACACCUUCCAUGUGCUGAUUGAGGCGUAUCCAAGCCCAACCAUCGUUUGGCUUCAGAAUAAUCAGCCCCUGACUUCAGAGAGCAACAGUGAAUUUGCCAUCAGCACCAGGAAUUCCUCAGAAACCAAGUACCAUACUACUCUAACCCUUGUGAGGGUGAAACAGAGUGAGGGAGGUUUAUAUACUGUCCGAGCAUUCCAUGAAGAUGACUUGAAAGAGCUCUCCUUCACCUUACAGAUUAAUGUACCAGCAAAGGUGACCCAUUUGAGAGAGGACAGCAACACGACCAGUGGGGAGCAAACAGUGACCUGCAUCACAGAAGGAAUGCCCCAGCCAGAGGUUGUCUGGUAUACCUGCAAUAAUGCCAAAUGGUGUGAUGCAGAAGCCACCAAAACCCUGGUGAAUGCCUCUGAAGAGAUGGUUCUGGAAACAAACACCACUUACCGAGAUGAUAUGAGGAUUUACAUCGUGACAAGCAAGCUGCACCUCCACAGAGUAGAUGAGCCAGUCUUCCUCAGUUGUGCUACUCAAAACCUCUUGGGCACGGAUACUCAGAACAUCACCUUGGUCCCAGACAAUUUGCCCUUUAAAGUGAUAAUCAUCUCAGUUAUCCUGGCCUUGCUGGUGCUCAUGUUUAUUUUCCUAGUGAUCCUCGUUGCUGUGUGGCGAAAGAAGCCUCGCUAUGAAAUCCGCUGGAAAGUGAUUGAAUCAGUCAGCUCUGAUGGACAUGAAUAUAUCUAUGUGGACCCCAUGCAGCUUCCAUAUGACUCCAGCUGGGAGGUUCCCAGAGACAAGCUUGUGCUAGGACGCACACUGGGCUCCGGGGCCUUUGGGCGUGUGGUGGAAGCAAUAGCCCACAGUCUGAGCCACUCACAGUCUACCAUGAGAGUUGCUGUGAAAAUGCUGAAGUCUACUGCCAGAAGCAGUGAGAAGCAGGCACUAAUGUCGGAACUGAAGAUCAUGAGUCACCUUGGGCCUCAUCUGAACAUUGUCAACCUGCUUGGAGCCUGCACCAAAGGAGGCCCUAUCUACAUCAUAACAGAGUACUGUCGCUAUGGAGACCUGGUGGACUACUUGCACAGGAACAAGCACACCUUCCUGCAGUGCUGCAGCGAGAAAGCCAAGCAGGAAGCAGAGGUGUAUGGGAAUGCCCCCACCGAGGACAGAGUGCAGAGCCAUGUUUCCUUAUCUGUGGAAAGUGAUGGGGGCUACAUGGAUAUGAGCAAAGAUGAGUCAUUGGAUUAUGUGCCUAUGUCAGUGCCCAUGUCAGAUAUGAAGGGUGAAAUCAAGUACGUGGACAUUGAUGCCUCCAAUUAUGGUACUACCUAUGAGCUGGACAGCUAUUCACCAUCCGCUUCUGAAAAGGUGGCGUUGAUAAAUGAGUCUCCUCUCCUCAGCUAUGUGGAUCUUGUUGGAAUUAGUUUUCAGGUUGCCAAUGGAAUGGAGUUCCUAGCUUCCAAAAAUUGUGUGCACCGAGACCUGGCUGCAAGGAAUGUGUUGAUCUGCGAGGGGAAACUGGUGAAGAUCUGUGACUUUGGUCUAGCUAGAGACAUAAUGCGGGAUUCAAAUUACAUCUCCAAAGGCAAUACCUUCUUGCCAUUGAAAUGGAUGGCACCUGAGAGCAUCUUCAACAACCUCUACACUACCUUGAGUGAUGUGUGGUCCUUUGGAAUCCUCCUCUGGGAAAUAUUCACUCUGGGUGGGACUCCAUAUCCUGAACUGCCCAUGAAUGAGCAAUUCUACAAUGCUAUCAAACGUGGCUAUCGUAUGUCCAAGCCUACACAUGCUUCUGAUGAGAUCUAUGAAAUCAUGCAGAAAUGCUGGGAUGAGAAAUUUGAGGUCCGACCUUCUUUCUCUCAACUGGUGGUACUCGUGGGGAACCUGCUGGCAGACAGCUACAAGAAGAAGUACCAACAAGUCAAUGAAGAAUUCUUGAAAAGCGACCACCCUGCUAUUGUCCGCACAAGGCCCUGGAACUCAGGUCUCAACAAUUCCAGGUCCACUGCCAUCAAUUCCAGCACCACCUCAGGCACUGUCCUUUAUACAGCUGUUGAACAGAAUGAAUUAGACAAUGAUUACAUCAUUCCUUUGCCGGACCUUAAACCAGAGGGAGCCAAUGAAAACCCGCAGGAGGCCUCCAGCAGUCGGGCAAGCUCUUCACUGAAUGAAGCACACACAUCGUCUACUAUAUCCUGCGACAGCCCUCUAACCCCACAGGAAGAAGAAGAAGAAAAAGAAAAAGAAAAAGAAGAAGAACAAAAAGCACCAGAACUAAAGCUAGACUGCCAGGAUUGUUAGAGAGGUGUGUGAGAGAGAGCAUGUGUGUGUGUGUGUGCAUGCAUGGUGGUACGGGGGAGUUCUGGUCACAAAUUGGUGCUUCCCUCUCCUUCAGCCAUACUGCAAUAUGCCAUUUUCUUCAGCCCACAGCAGAACCCAGAAACUGUAACAUUGAAGAGACUUUCUGCAGCCAGGAUUGAGUAGAAGUUUAUAUGGCUCCUCACGCUUCAUAACUGAGACUAUUUUCGUUCCAUUGCCUAAUGCAGAAUUCAUUCUCCAUUCAUACUUGUCUCUGCUAACCAAGACCAUCAUGAUGAGAAAUGUCACUCUUUGCUUGACAGCCUCACUACCUUAUGGCUGGAGCGGAAUGAACCUUCGUAUAAGACUAAUCUCUCUACAAUAAGGCAUGUUCCCCUUGUAUCAAGACAGAGAAAAACCCCCAGUGGUUCUCUUGAGGAGUGCCUUUACUCUAAUUGUUUCACUUUCUAUUUUUGCAAGCUGAUUUUGGAGGCCAGCAACUGUUCAAUGAAUUCUCUAAUCAAUGGAUUAUUAAAUUACACCUUUUAAAACUUAUCAUGAAAGUGUGGAUGGGGUAUGAAUGUACGUAUGUAUGGACAGUUUUUUUGUUUUUUUCCUUUGCUAGCGAAGGAGACACCGAGAAGUGAUCUGCCCACAGUUUUAUCCAAUUUACAGACAUUGCAUGGAUUCUCUGUUCAGGGCAGCAUUAUGAUGAUGACCAACAGAAGAGCAAUAUCAGGCAUUUCACUCGGGUUGUGCUCUUCAUUGCCUGGGUUCUCCACUGCUUUUGCUGAGUAGUUCCAGGAUCACGAAAAUGAUGGUACAGAUACAGGUACCAUGGAUUACAGGUACUAAUAGAUCUCAAGGAUCAGAGAUUGUCUAGACUAGACCUAAAGCCACAAUUUUAUCGCCCAAGGACAUACUGAGCAAAUGGAGACCAUCAACUAAUGACUCAGCUGUGGCAACAGCAGGACAGUCCACGGCUACAUUUCUCUGCAUUCUGUCUUUUUAUCAGACUUCUCAUUUUAAAAGGAACAAGUGGGUCUUUCUGAGGCCAGUAGGAGGAUGCUAGUGUACCUUGUGAGGAAAGGCAAACUGCACUAUAUUUGUUUUACCUUGGAGGUCAAUUGAUAGCCGUUGUCGUUGGUCUGUCCCAUUCUGCCUCUAAGGGGAAAGGAUUGUUGGCAGGUUCUUUCAGGAAAAAUGCAGGUUGUGCAUAUGGCAGCCUUUGCCAACCUGAUGCCCUCCAAAUGUUUUGGACUACAACUCUGUUGCACCCGAAGGGGCAAUGGUUCUUUUUGGAUUCAGAACACAAUGGGGUGAAGGCUGAAGAUUUUAUUAAACAGCUCAAAGAAAACCACAAAGCAUUGCCAUUUUCAUACAUCCAUGAUGCUGUUGGAGAGCCCCUCAACAGACAAUGGGCAUGACCUGGAGCUUGACCAGUAUACAGCACUUUCCAGGUAGCCUAGUAUGGAGGUUCUGACUAACAAACAUGCUCUUGGGGGUAUAUAUACACAGCUAGAAUUUGGGUGAUACAUCUGUUUUCCACCAGAGCAAAAGACUAACUAAUACUUGGCAGGAAGUCAACAUAGAUCACUUCCAGAGCUAGCUAAUGCUCCCUAUAGCAGGUGUCAGGAUGAUAUCACUGUGAAAGCUUAUCUAGAAGGUCAUGUUUCCCACACAGUGCUGUCUCAGCAUGAUGAACUGUGAGAAACUACUAGUUUGUGGAAUAAACAUAAUUAACCACCUAGAGGCCCAGAUCCACAGGAUUUUUAAACAUUAUCUGGGCAUGAGAGGGGCAAUUGCUGGGCACCACCCAAAUCUCCUUGAGAUAAUAAUGGUCUUCUGCAGUUUGGCAGUAGAAACUCCCAUCAGCCGCAGUUCGCAUAUGCUGGCUAGAGCUGAUGGAAGUUAGUCCCAAACAAGUGGAGGGCACCAGGUCGCCAAAGCCUACCAUAUGGCAUAGCCUGCAUCUCAUAUCAGACUUAUAUAGAGAACCUUUACUUUUCUUGUUUUAAGCACAAAGCAUUGGGAGAUGAUGAGGAUGGGUAGAGGAGAUUCUACUCCAAAGAUGAGCAGUAGAUGGUAGGUGAGGUUCUCAAUAUAUUCUAUUUAAGAGAAUCUUGAAAAAUUCCUGCCAGUGUGCCUCAGAGCUAAUCUACAUUUUAGACAGAAUGAGCUAGCAGAGUUCUUUCCCAUGCUACUUCAAAUUACAGGUGGGGGGCAGCACACUUUGAAUAUUCUCCCUUGUAAAAAAGAAAAUCACUAUGUGUAGCACAGCAGAGCUGUGUAGCCUUCUUUUUGGAGUGCUGGCCUAUUACAUGCAAAGAGCUUCAAAAAUAUGGUUUCUCACUGUGGUCAUGAACUGUCAAAUUUGGUUCUCAUUCAUCAUAAUCUGUAGAUCAAAUCCAAACUUGCCUCAGCCAGAAAUGCCCCAGUAGGAAAACUGCUUUUUCUCGAAGCCUUCCUUAACAGAAGCAAUUCCUGGCAGAGUUGACUCUAAUGUCUCCUCCAAUUCACUAAAUAUGCAUUCUGGUUGGUGUUAACAAAAUGUUGUUUAUUUUGUUUUGUACCAUAUCUUUCACUGCCUUCCAUAGAUAUAGAUGGGGGAGGGGUGGUGAGUCAAGUUAGGGAUUUUUAGAAAGAAAGAAAGAAAGAAAGAAAGAAAGAAAGAAAGAAAGAAGGCUUUUCAGUACAUUUACUAUAAUGGUGAGUUUUUUAAAAAGGCAUUAGUACCUACAACUACCCCACUCCCAAUGUUGUAUUUGCUAAUUUUCUGUCCAUUUUCUUGUUAUACAUUUAGAUUUAAGUACUAGUAAUUGAAGCAGGGGGUGUUUUCAAAAUAAUGUGCCACUUAAAAGGAUUAGUGUUAUGGCAGCGAGAAAGUAUAUUCCAUAAAUCAUGGGCAGUGCCAGGUUUAUCUCUUUCCAACUGAAAGACACAUCCUUUUCAAUCAGUCUUUGAAUUACACUCGUAAUUCAAAGUAGUUAUCUACUAGAUGAUAUUGCUGCCUGUAGAAAUGACCUAUUGACAUUCUACUUUAGGACAUUAAUAUGGUGGAAAUAUCUCUGGGUGGGGAUGGGUAAGACCACUAUGGCAUAGCUUCUUUUUAAGUGCUAUGUAGUAUAGUAACUACACCAUGUUCAUAUAUUACCGUAGCAUGGACAAUGUUUUAUCCCAGCUGGCUUAAACAGUAUUAGCCCAAUGGGCUUAGUACUUUUCCAUGGUCAGAGACCUGUAGCCCAGUGGCAACAGCACACGAUGCUUUCCAUGCAGACGGUCUCCCUGGCAUUGGCCAAGACAUUUACUGAGAUCCCGGAGAGCUAUUGCCAGUCAAUUUAGUCUGCCAUGGUGUCAGGCACCUUCCUAUGCUCUGUGAUGGGAUUUUGGUGUGACCUGAAAUACAAGCCAGCAUUUUAAAGAGCACAGUAGCCAUAUAUAAUUAUAUAGCUCAAUGGGCUAUAGUUGUAACUGGACAGAUAUGCUCUGCUACGCCUAAGGUUCCUUGACAAGGAUGAACAACCUGAUUUGCCUUCUGCUCCACUAUGCUGAAUCAUUUUCCAGUUUCGCAUCUUGGUGAGGCGGUGGUUUAACAGUGUUGCUGCAAGCGAAAAUGACUCCAGCCGAGGCCAGUGGAGCACCCAAAUGACACUGCCAAAUGCCACGGUACCCACCCAUCCCAUCCUGGGUUGAAGCAGCGCCAGUGGAUGUUCUCAUAGCUUGUAUAGCAAGGACACAAAUCAAUUGAAAUUGAGGAUUAGGUGUCACUUUUUGCACAGAGCCAAAGUCCUCACCAACAAAAAACAGAUAGGAAAUCUGAAGUCACUGGGCAUUUCCAUUCCACUGUUUCAGACUGCUGGGUACCAUGUCCCCCCCCCCAAACACUGCAAUUCAUUUGUACCUGCUGGGCCCCAGUCGUCAGGUGGCACCAGCUGCAAUGGGUUCUAGGUAAUAAAACUUUCACACUAAUACAAGACAGCUGACCUUUGCGGAUUAGACCCCUGACAUUGGCAAGACUAGAGUGGGAGGCAGGAGGAGGUACUUAACCAAGGAACUCUUCUGUUUCCACAACUUUUAUGGCCAUGGUUUGGCCUAUGAGUCUCCCUCCUCCAGGGGUCCAUUGCUGUUUUGUCUUUUUGCAUUACUGCCAUUUGGGUUUGCUUGGCUUUAUUUUAUAUUUUUAGAAUAUUGGCUAACCAAAUCCCUGACUGAAACAUGCUAAAUUUUAGAAAUGCCUCAAAUCCAUUUUUGCAACCUUGGUCUCAUUUCUAGUCUAGCAUAUUAGUAAUAGUCUCUGUAAUAUUUUAAUCUACAGCUGUUUCACUGUUAUCAGUUCAAAUAUAAGCACCUUUCUCCAGCCACCCACUACUGCUAUGUAGCCAGAAUGUACCAGAGGAAUAUUGUCACAUUACAAAUUUAUGUUUUUAUAUAUAUAUUUUCUGCGCUUUGAAAUGCUUAUGCGAUUGAUAUGUAUACAGUUUUUUUGUCUCUGCCUUUCCAUUUCUGUUUGACUGUGUUGUUUGUAUUAAGUGAGGGAUGUAGAGAAUGGGAGAGUUUUACUUUCUGUUGCUGUUGUGUGAUCCACAUUAUGGUGGACUUUAGUUGCCUUUAGUAUGGUGGACAAUGAGUUGCCUUGUCUACUUUUCCAAGGGCCAACAUGUCCUUCGUAGAUCGAAAGACAGGUGAUAGAAGUGCAAUUAAACAAUGUUAUUGAAGUUGGCCAAUAUUGGCAUUUAAGCUCCCUUCUUCAUAGUCUCACCAGCUUUCUGAAAUAAGCAGACCAUUCAAAAACAGUUUGGAAACCAGUAAACACUGAAUUGAGGACUAGAGAAUCAAACCAGUUCUGUUUGAUUUGUAAAGCAUUGCACAUGUUCCAAGCAAAAGGGAAUCCUUUCUCAGAUUACUUUCUUUACAGACACUCAUAAUGCAAAUCUUACUGACAAUUAUUAUAGGCAGUUAUUAUAUGGUCAGUGUUAAGAUAAUCUGAACACUUCUAAAAGGGUCAGUUCCAUGUUAUGUUUCUUCUAUUAAAGAAUCUGAGACAAAAUGGCCAACAUUGCCACUGAUUCUGAUGAAUCAGAUAGAAGAACUUUGCCAUUUGUGUGUAUCAAACUUGGAUUUAAUAAUCUUUUGACAUCUACAAAAAUGUCCACUUUAUUCUUAUUUUGUUACAUGUAUCUUAAAGUAAUGAAUAGGGGGGAAAUAACAUUAGAAAUGAAUCACAAUGUGUCUCUUCUUCUUCAUCCAUCAAAUUUCCUCUUUGUGGAGGAAGUUGUUCCACUUUCCAGGCACCUUUUUGGCAUUCCCAAUCCUUGUCUCUGGGCAGAGCCAUAGAGACUCUUUCUUAUAGCAACUGACAGCAGUCUCUGAAUGGGAAGCAAAAUCCAUUUCUUGUCUUUUAAUCCUUUGUACACCAUCAUGGGAGUGAAAGACAGAAAGGUGUCUUGAACUAAGGUACCAAAGAUUUAAUGUUAUCCUAGGUUUACAAAUGUAUGUUAAGACUCUUAUUAAGCCACAUUUAUACCAGUGAGAUAUUAUUUUUUAUGCUGUAAACUUGUCAUAUGUGUUUUCUAAAAAGAUUUUUAAAAUUAAAAGAGCUUCUUUUUAAAAAC